CCCCCCCACCACCACCACCACCACCACCACCCCCCCCCCAGAAGCAGCCACCCAGCAGCUUAACUCCAAACUUUAGUCCGUCUGAGAAGCCUCGGGGACGGGCAGCAGCGGGGCGACGCCGGAGCUGGCGGUGGCAGCGAUGUUCCUGCGCUCUGCUGACGGGCGAACGGCGACGGCAUGAAGGCGGCGUUACGCACCCGCAGACGGCGCACUUUGCAGCGGCUCUGCUGCUGCGGCGGACUCGGGCUGCUAGCGGUCGUGUGGCUCGUACGAGCCCAACACCUGACAGAAACAGAGCCUUCAGGGACAGACCCGGCUGAAGAUGUUAGCCCUGACUGGUCCAGACGUAAGCUGAUGCAGGAUGGAAUCGAGAACCACACUAUAGAGCCGCCUCGAGCAGCCAUCCAUGAAUUCCCUGAAGACAUCUUUACCAAGGAGCAGCGGAAGAAGGGGGCCGUGCUGCUUCAUGUGCUGUGUGCCAUCUACAUGUUCUACGCUCUCGCUAUCGUGUGCGAUGACUACUUCGUUCCUUCCCUGGAGAAGAUCUCCGAGAAUCUGCACCUCAGUGAGGAUGUGGCCGGAGCCACCUUCAUGGCUGCGGGAAGCUCCGCCCCUGAGCUCUUCACCUCCCUCAUUGGUGUGUUCAUCACUAAGGGAGAUGUGGGUGUGGGGACCAUAGUCGGGUCAGCUGUCUUCAACAUCCUGGUCAUCAUUGGAGUGUGUGGCAUCUUCGCCGGCCAGGCUGUGGCGCUUACCUGGUGGUCUCUGUUCAGAGACUCUAUCUACUACAUCCUCUCCGUUCUGGCCUUAAUAAUGGUCAUCUAUGAUGAGAGGGUUGUGUGGUGGGAGUCCAUGCUCCUGAUCUCCAUGUACGGAGUUUACAUUCUCAUCAUGAAGUUCAACAGUCAGAUUGCAGGCUUUGUGGAGAUGCGGGUUGGGGCUCCAGGCCGCUGCUGCAUCAGAGGAGAGAACCCCAGAAAUGAGGAGGCUGCAGAGGAGGGAGCAAACUGCAACACCUCCAUGGUGCUUUUGAGAAAAGGUCAGCCUAGUGCGGGGCAGCAGGAGUCUCCAGCAGUGAUGGUGGAUGAGCUGCUGAUCCUCAGGCCACACCAGCUCUCCUUCCCAGAGGCAGGACUGCGCAUUAUGAUUACGCCGCACUUCUCACCCCGCACUCGUCUCAGCAUGGCCGGCCGCAUGCUCAUCAGUGAGAGACAGAGACUGAUCAGGGAGUCUGGGCAGGGGAGCAGCCCAGUGAAGUCGUUCGGCUCCGGAGGGAUCGAGAAUGGAGGGAGUGUGGAGAGACCUCUGGAAGAUGGAGCGAGGAUGGACAGAGAUGGAGGCGUGAAAGCAGCAGACAACCCUCAGCCUGAGGAAGAGGAUGAUGGAGACGAAGUCUUCAGACCUCUCCAUGUGCCAGCUGGUUGUGCAGCUCGUGUUAAGUGGGUAGUGUCAUGGCCGCUGGGUCUACUGCUGUACUACACAGUGCCCAACUGUAUUCUGCCACGCUGGCAUCGCUGGUUCAUGGUCACCUUCAUCAGCUCCACACUCUGGAUCGCCAUCUUCUCUUAUCUGAUGGUCUGGAUGGUCACCAUCAUCAGUUAUACUCUGGACAUCCCUGACUAUAUCAUGGGCAUCACAUUUUUGGCAGCAGGCACCAGUGUACCAGACUGCAUGGCGAGCCUCAUCGUAGCCCGCCAAGGUAUGGGAGACAUGGCGGUAUCUAACUCCAUAGGCAGCAACAUCUUCGACAUCUUGCUGGGUCUGGGCUUCCCCUGGGCGCUCAGAACGCUGGUGGUGUCCCACGGAACAUCAGUGUUCAUCAACAAUAAAGGCCUGGUGUACUCAGUUAUCCUGCUGCUAGCCUCUGUCUUCCUCACAGUCCUGAGUGUUCACCUGAAUGGCUGGAAGCUGGAUCGGCGAUUGGGUCUGGGCCUCAUGCUGCUCUACUCCAUCUUCCUCCUCUGCUCCAUCCUCUUCGGCCAGCUUUAGAGCCAGCGACCUGAUCCACGUCCAAAUCCAUCCUUCAAACCGCUUCAUUUCAUCAUUUGAGUUGAUUCAUUUCGUGUGGUUUACACUGGAUACUGUCAUUCAUUACCUGAACUGAACCUGAGGCCAUCGGUUCCAGAGACAGCGGAGGAGAAGACUUCUUAAAAACAGAAACUGAAUGAAGGAGAUGGAAUAACCAUUCAGACAGACAACUGCAGUGAGCCCACCGUCAGUCCAAACACAGAACGGUUCACACAGCUUCACAGAAAGCUGCACAGAUGGUUGAGUGAAAACACUUCCUCCUCAUCCAUGAAACCUGUGGUGCUUACCUUCGAGAAGGGGUUGCAGUACUCAAGGCUGUCAGAGUCUACUGACCACACAGAAGUUGCAUCGCUUCUAAACACUAAAAACAUGUCAUCUUGUGGCCACUUCAGCAGAUUUACAGUACAUAGCAAGAUAGGAUUAUGCAGCACUGUGCAAAAGUCAGAGACCACCUGUUUGUUUGUUUGUUUAAUUUCCAGUCAAAAUGGACAUUAAGUACAAGUUAUUCAUUUGUUGGUGUCACCAAAACUGACCCAAUCAGAUUUAAAGCUUUCAUCUUUAAGAGGAGAAAAUCAAGGUGCUUCAGAUCUGAAAACAUCCACAGGUGUUUCUGUCCAUCCUUCCACUGUGAGAAGAUGACUCAGCGCUGUGGGUCUGAAAGGAUGUGUAGCUGUAAAGAAGACAGAGAAAAAUAAAUAGAAAAGAACAUUUGCACUAGAAAAACCCAAACAGGACCUCCGAGAUAUGGGAGGUUUCCAGACUGAUGAGUUAAUUUGUGUUUGGGAUUGUUGGAUCACAAAAUGCAGAAAAUGUAACCAAGUCCUAAGACUGAACUUUGUAGGUGUGGAAAAAUGUCCCUGCAGAAUCACUGAAGAAACUGAAAGCGAGUCUCCUGAAAAGAACGGAAGCUGUAAUAAAGGCCAAGAGUGACACUAAAUUUGGGCAAAUUGGUACCACUUUAGAAAGAGACUACACUCUUAAGAAAAAAAGGGUUCUUUGGCUUAUAACAAUAGUGGAACCCUUUUUGGUGCUAUAUAGAACCAUCUACAGCACAUUCUCCAUCAAUCU
Molecule: messenger RNA, 3096 nt
Organism: Colossoma macropomum (tambaqui)
Lineage: Eukaryota; Metazoa; Chordata; Actinopteri; Characiformes; Serrasalmidae
Product: sodium/potassium/calcium exchanger 3
Exons: 17
Coding region: 178-1989 (603 amino acids)
Biological process (GO): calcium ion transmembrane transport; intracellular calcium ion homeostasis
Cellular component (GO): membrane
Molecular function (GO): calcium channel activity; calcium, potassium:sodium antiporter activity
Source: RefSeq, a predicted model, not a curated record